Erpetoichthys calabaricus (reedfish) is the source of this 1963-nucleotide messenger RNA. RefSeq names its product pleiotropic regulator 1 (gene plrg1). The record is from RefSeq and is a predicted model, not a curated record. Gene Ontology annotation, biological process: mRNA splicing, via spliceosome. Gene Ontology annotation, cellular component: Prp19 complex; precatalytic spliceosome; catalytic step 2 spliceosome. NCBI's taxonomy places the organism in Eukaryota, Metazoa, Chordata, Cladistia, Polypteriformes, Polypteridae. The transcript is spliced from 15 exons. Gene Ontology annotation, molecular function: protein binding. The coding region runs from base 213 to 1760 and encodes 515 amino acids.
AACAGACUUUGAUCGAGUUGAAAAAGCUACAAAGUAGCGCUGUAGCAACCCUCCCCAGUGGAUCAUGGGAAAUGAAGUACUAACCCAUGUUUCUUUAAUGCGCAUGCGCAUUUCUACGUCCAACACAAAGCGACGGAAGUGGAAGUUAAAGUCGCGGUGCUCCACACAUUGCGAUAUUUACUUUUUGAUUGUUGAAUGGUUUUGGGUUUGCAAUGGUUGAGGAGGUACAGAAGCAUUCUGUGCACACCCUGGUGUUCAGGUCCCUGAAGAGGACUCAUGACAUGUUUGUGGCGGACCAUGCCAAAUCUAUAGCCAUGGACGACAAGAGCCACAAGCUCAAAAUGGAUGCAAAGCUCCGAGCUGAUUAUUUUGCAGUCCUUCAUAUGCCUGUUAUUAAAGAGGGAAAAGAUAAAGCUUUGCAUAAUGCGACCGAUCCAUACGGACAUGACGGUUUCUCAACAAACCCUGGUCAAAACUCUGAUUAUGUUAUAACUGGGACCCACCCCUAUCCAUCUGGACCAGGUAUAGCGCUAACUGCUGAAACACAAAUACAGAAGAUGCCAAGUGACAUUGGAGUUCAGUCUUUGGCACUUGCCCUUCCUCCUUCACAAUCCAGGCAAGAAGCAAGUCGUGUUGCACCUAGUGUGUCCGACAUCCUUAGGCAUGCAGGCAAUGCAGAAAGAUCCCAGCCACCUGGGCUGUCUAUGUCGCUUUUGGAGGCAGGAGGCACAAAGAGUUCUUCCUUGAUAGCUAAGAAGGCACCAACAAUGCCAAAACCACAGUGGCAUCCACCUUGGAAACUUUACAGGGUAAUUAGUGGCCAUUUAGGAUGGGUGAGAUCGAUUGCAGUGGAGCCUGGAAACCAGUGGUUUGUUACUGGGUCGGCUGAUAGAACAAUCAAGAUCUGGGACUUGGCAAGUGGCAAAUUGAAAUUAUCUCUUACUGGGCACAUUAGCACCGUGAGAGGGGUUGCUGUUAGUUCACGGAGUCCAUACCUUUUCUCCUGUGGAGAAGAUAAGCAGGUUAAAUGCUGGGACCUGGAGUAUAACAAGGUUAUUAGACAUUACCACGGUCAUCUCAGUGCCGUAUAUGAUAUUGAUUUGCAUCCAACAAUUGAUGUUUUAGUUACCUGCAGCAGAGACUCUACAGCUAGGGUUUGGGAUGUCAGAACUAAAGCAAACGUUCAUACGCUGUCAGGACAUACCAACACAGUGGCAACUGUCAGGUGCCAGUCAGCAGAGCCUCAGAUUAUUACAGGAAGCCACGACACUACCAUCCGAUUAUGGGAUUUGGUAGCUGGGAAAACCAGGGUAACGUUGACUAACCACAAGAAAUCUGUUAGAGCUCUUGCCUUGCAUCCUAGGCUGUACACAUUUGCUUCUGGUUCACCAGACAACAUCAAGCAGUGGAAAUUUCCAGACGGAAGUUUUAUCCAAAACCUUUCAGGCCACAAUGCUAUCAUCAACACACUUGCUAUAAAUUCUGAUGGAGUUCUUGUUUCAGGAGCUGACAAUGGCACUAUCCACUUGUGGGACUGGAGGACUGGUUACAACUACCAGAAGAUUCAUGCAGCUGUACAGCCUGGGUCACUGGACAGCGAGUCUGGAAUCUUUGCUUGUGUUUUUGAUCAUUCAGAGUCCAGGCUAAUCACUGCUGAGGCCGACAAGACCAUCAAAGUGUAUAAAGAAGAUGACACAGCGACUGAGGAAACACAUCCAGUAAGCUGGAAGCCAGAGAUUAUGAAGCGAAAGAGAUUUUAAAAGAAUUGACAUUACUCAUUCACCCCAAGGACAUCUCAAGAAGUGGUACAUUGUUUGUGCAGCAACAAAACACACAUUAUUUGUUUCGGUCGUCACCCCGUCUCAUGUAACAGUCAGUAACAGUGUAAACUUGGCAGAUUUUUUUUUUUCUUUUUUCCUUUUGACAGGAGCAUGUGCUCCAUUAAAAUUGGCCAUUUUUAACA